CCAAUCCCAAUAUCUACUUCAAAAUCUACUUUCUUGUUUUGAGAAUUGUGAGUUCUUGUAUGGAGCCAUUUUUAAAAAGGAAGAAUUAUUAUUGUUGUACCAAUUGGCCUUGGAUGAAAUUUUAUAUGCUUAUGGAAACUAAUAAUUGUAGCACUAACAAUAAAUAAUGGCUGGUAAUUUUUGGCAAAGUUCGCAUCAUCAGCAAUGGAUAUUAGACAAACAGGAUCUUAUACGAGAUCGCCAACACGAUUUAAAUUUUUUGACUGAAGAAGAAUAUCAGAAAAUAUUCAACUUCUUUGCGAGUAUUAUACAAGUCUUAGGCGAACAGCUCAAACUACGUCAACAAGUGAUCGCAACUGCCACUGUGUACUUUAAGAGAUUUUACGCGAGAAAUUCAUUAAAAUGUAUAGAUCCCUUGCUGUUAGCGCCUACAUGUGUGUUUUUAGCGUCGAAAGUAGAAGAGUUUGGUGUGAUAUCCAAUUCCAGACUGAUCACAACAUGCCAAACUGUAAUAAAGAACAAAUUUAGCUAUGCAUACGGCCAACAGGAAUUUCCGUAUAGGACGAACCAUAUACUAGAAUGCGAAUUCUAUUUAUUGGAGAAUCUUGAUUGCUGUUUGAUAGUGUAUCAGCCUUAUAGGCCACUACUCCUGUUUGUGCAAGAUAUUGGUCAAGACGAUCAACUCCUCACAUAUGCUUGGAGAAUUGUGAAUGAUUCACUAAGGACUGAUGUUAGCUUGUUAUACCCACCAUAUCAGAUAGCAAUAGGUGCUUUACACAUAGCAUGUGUAAUGCUUGGUAAAGAGAAUCUGAAACCAUGGUUUGCAGAGCUCAAUGUUGACAUGGACAAGAUUCAAGAAAUUGUUAGAGCAAUAAUAAAUUUGUAUGAAAUGUGGAAAAGUUAUGAUGAGAAGAAAGAAAUACAAGCACUUUUGACGAAAAUGCCUAAACCAAAACCUGCACCUCAAAGAUAAUAGUGUAUUUAUUUAUUUUAAAUUAACAACCUAAGUUCAAAAACUGUUCUGAUAGUAUUAAACCUAUAGAUGGUAUUUUGGACCAAAAGAACCAAAGCGGUCUAACUAUCACAAUAGUAUGGCUACUGUUUAUGUAUUUAAAAGGGAUUAUUAAAAUAGAGACAGUGGUUUUCAUUCUAGUAGCAUUUUAUUGUCAUUUGUCCACUCUGGUUCCCAUAGCCUGAUUUCUGUCAUUUAAUGAUGUCCAAACAUGUUACUAUUAAGAUUAAAACUUACAGCCUAAAUUAAAUUAAUCAUAUUUUUCUACUAAUAUGUUACAAUAAUUGUAUUUUUAUACAUAGAUUAAUUAAAAAAACAUCUAAGUUAACAUUCAAUAUUUUUUUUAAAUAUUAUACUAAAUUGAAAUAUUUGUCCACUCCACAAGAUGGAAACCUAUAUUUGUACCACAUAAUUAAUAUAUUUAUAAUUGUUUUAUACCUUACGAAGUUGGCGUGCAAGCAGCAUGUACAAUAUUUUUUUAUGUGUUUGAUAAUGUAUUAGAAAUCGCAUUUUUUAUUUCUUCCCUCCAUUCGGUUGCUAUGCUCUGUAUCGAAAAGGCGCGCCGAGUCAGAAAAUCGACGGACUUUAAUUAGCGUGCUAUGCUAUGAAAUUGCGUUCAUUAGAAACGCGACGCAGCGCGCUAAGUCAGCUUACCUCAAAUAAAAAUGAUAGCUUGUAAAAUAAAUGCGAUACGUUUCUGCGCGGUUUGAUUAUUUAAUCGAUGCUGGACAUUAUUACUUAUAUGUUUAGAAUCACUGAAUUGACCCUUAAAAAUAUAUCUAUGUAUACUAAUCUGUAUAUCACUAUCAAGAAUUAAUAAGGGCGAUGAAUUUGUUGUAAAUGUUGUUAGUAUUAUAUCAAUGAAAUAAUUUAGUUUAACUUGUAAUUUUAUUAAGCAUAAAUGAUUGACUCAGGAAACAACAUAAAUGGGUUUCUAUCUAUUCAAAAUCUGGUUUACAUAAGUUCAGACUUUAGUAAGUGGUAAUUAAAAUUCAAAUGUAAUUUUUUUAUUACCUUGUGACGGCUUUUAGCUUUUAUAUUCCUUGGUCCCAUGACUUGUUUCUAAUUAAACAUAAUUAAACUUACUUGUACAUACUCAGUAUUUAAUUUUCUAGCAUAUCUAUUUUAAUAUGUAUAAGGAGUAAACUGCGUUCUGUUUGUCAUAAGUAUGUAUUAUGAUUACAAUAAAUCUUUUGAGUACAA
Molecule: messenger RNA, 2215 nt
Organism: Manduca sexta (tobacco hornworm)
Lineage: Eukaryota; Metazoa; Arthropoda; Insecta; Lepidoptera; Sphingidae
Gene: CycC
Product: cyclin-C
Exons: 3
Coding region: 167-973 (268 amino acids)
Biological process (GO): positive regulation of transcription by RNA polymerase II
Cellular component (GO): nucleus; mediator complex
Molecular function (GO): cyclin-dependent protein serine/threonine kinase regulator activity
Source: RefSeq, a predicted model, not a curated record